Stylophora pistillata is the source of this 1002-nucleotide messenger RNA. Its product is annotated as tyrosine-protein kinase CSK. Gene Ontology annotation, molecular function: ATP binding; protein binding; protein kinase activity. The record is from RefSeq and is a predicted model, not a curated record. Gene Ontology annotation, biological process: protein phosphorylation. Lineage: Eukaryota; Metazoa; Cnidaria; Anthozoa; Scleractinia; Pocilloporidae.
ACCGCUUGAUUUUUUGAUAACCAAGUCAGUUGCAAAUGGCCUCAAGGCUUCGCGGUUUGAUUAAGUUUCCCUGGCGAGCAAAGAAAACGAAAGAGUCGGAGGAAGUUCUUUAUGAAGAGCUGUUUAAAGCAGAACAAGAUGCUGCACCAGAAAAAAAUGCUUUAACAGAAAGCAACGCUGCCCCAGGAAAGCAUGCUGCUGAGCUGUUUGCGACAAAAGAAAAUGCUGGGCCACAAAGAGAUGCCGCACCAGAAAGUUACACUGCCCCAGGAAAAAAUGCUACUGAGAGAAUAGUGUGGUCUCCUGGAACUAGAGUGGUGGGAAAAUAUGAUUUCAAGGGGCGUACAAGAGAGGAUCUGCCUUUUAAAAAGGGCGAAAUUCUCAUUAUAGAAACAGUUACCAGGGAUCCCAAAUGGUAUAGAGCAGUUGAUAGUGAGGGACGAAAAGGAAUGAUUCCUUUCAACUUUGUUAGGAAAUGUUUAACUUACCCUGUUGAACCCUUGUUAUGGUUUCAUGGGGAUAUAAGCAGAAUAGAGACUAAGAGGCUCCUUAACCCUUGCGAAGACGGAUUGUUUCUGAUAAGAAACAGUUUCACCUAUAAGGGGGAAUAUGCUAUUUCGGUCUGCUAUGCUGACAAUGAUGCUAACAAUGUUAAGCACUACAGAGUCAGAGUGACUGACUGUGGAAAACUUAGAGUAGACGAUGAUGUUUUUUAUGGAAGUCUCUCCGAAUUAGUAGAGCAUCAUUCAAAGGGCGCAGAUGGACUAUGUACGAGAUUAGCAAAACCUGACGCGUAUAAAGGAGAAACAUUUUAUACCAGCAUCGAUCGGCGGUGGUUUGAUAACGGUAAGCAGGCAUGCAGAAUCUGUUUAUUGUCAAAAAACUGUAAAGUUAUUGCAGGCUCAGUAAAUGGGAAAAUUUUGCCUUAAGUGGAAGAUUUGCCUAUAGUUUUUCCGAAAAAAAAAAAGGAUUUGAGUAAUAUGUGUAAUCUAUACUUUAUUG